AUGUCAUCACACACUCAGCGUGUCAGCAGAAAAAAAGAAGAUGCAAUCGGUUUUGCUGGUUCAGUUUUCUCUGUGGCACCACUUCAAUAUUUUAAGUUUCCCAAAUUACCAAAAUGUAAUUAUAUUUAUAAUAAUGCAACAGAAAUAAUAAGAUAUGAAGUUUUUAAGCCAAAUACUAUAGAAUAUGUAUCAAAUGCUCAUUUUUGUAAAAAAAUAGUUUCAGAAGUAUCAUUACAUACAGAUUUAAGUGGAUAUGAACAUUUGGUAGAAAAAGAGAUCAAUAAUAAAGCGAUUACAAAGAACGAAUGUGAAGAUAUGAUAAAAAAUAAGUAUUGUGAAUUUGGAAGAAUGAAAAAAGGAGACCAUUCUUAUUUAACAAAUAACAAAAUUGAAGUUGAUUAUCCUAAUAGAUUUACUAGUUUAUUCAGAUCAAAACGAUAUUUAAAGGAAAAUUGCAUAUUAAUUGAAACAAAAAUUUUUUCUCAUUAUGAUCAAAAAUAUCCUACAAAUGUACUUGCUGAUAUGACAAAAUGCAAUUAUCUAUCUGGAAGUUGUCAAUUAAAGUCAAAUGAAAUAAUGUUGUGGGAUGUGAAUAAAGACCAAAAUUGUAAAUUUAUAUCAAUUGGAAAAUUUGAUGGAUUUUUGAAUGACAACCUCUGGAUAAAUAAUGAAAAUCAAAUUGCUCUAAACUUGCAAAGAAAUAAAACAGCUACAGAUUGUAAUAAUCAAUUAUAUUUAAGUUCAGAGGGCUUUGCAUUUUGUAAAGAAAUUGAUGCAAAUAUGAUAGAAUAUGUUGAUUUGUCUCACUUUGAUGGCUACAAGCUAAGCUUGGCGUUAACAAAAGGACAGAUUCCUAUAAGAAUAAAGAAAUAUAGAGAUAAGAUUUGGUAUUACAAAAAUGAUAUUAUUUCAAAUAAACUUCAAUUAAGCGAUCAAAAUAUUAACCAAAUUAAAGAAGAUAAAAAUGUAACAACACUUAAAAAUAUUAAACACUAUAAUUUGAAGUUUUUGAAUAAAAAAGACUUUUUUGGUGGAUAUUAUAUUUACAUAUGGAGAAUUUAUGUUUCUAUAGGUGUAACUGUUUUUUAUGUCUUUAUUAUACGAACAAUUUGGUUAGUACUUUCCCCCAAAUUUUUAGUUGGUCAAAAUAAAAGUAAGAUGAAAAAAGUUUCACUUUCCGAUGUAGCAAUUGAACUUUUUCCACUUAAUCAAAGAAAUAAUUUAAUAGAAUCAAGUUCUAAAGGAAUUACAACAUCCAGACACUCCAUUGUAGUAGACUAA
Molecule: messenger RNA, 1281 nt
Organism: Caenorhabditis briggsae
Lineage: Eukaryota; Metazoa; Nematoda; Chromadorea; Rhabditida; Rhabditidae
Exons: 5
Coding region: 1-1281 (426 amino acids)
Source: RefSeq, a predicted model, not a curated record